AUGUCCUCUGAAUCGUCUUUGGGCAGCUUUGUGUCUAGAAAUAAGACUGCAAUAAUUGCCACUGUAGCAGCAGGUACCGCUGCCGUUGGAGCAUUCUAUUACUACCGCCAGCUACAAGAAACCUCAGGUGAAGGGGAAGAAGCUGAUAAUAAGUCCGUUUCAAAGAAGAAGAAGAAUAAGAAAAAGAAGAAUGGUAGCGCUAGUAAGCCAAAGUAUCCAGUGAAGGAAAAUGGGGAACCUGAUUUAGAUCACAUUGAAGAAGCUACCGAUAAUGAAAAAGAGAGCUAUGCCGUUGCACUCAAGGAUAAGGGUAAUGAGUACUUCAAGACCAAAGAUUUUGGCAAUGCUUUAAAAUACUACAAUCACGCCCUAGCUUUUAAAAAGGAUCCUGUUUUUUACUCCAACAUAUCCGCUUGUUAUGUUUCGUUAGGGCAAUUGGACAAAGUGGUUGAAAAUAGUACGAAAGCGUUGGAGUUGAAGCCUGACUAUGGUAAAGCUUUAUUGCGUAGAGCUUCCGCUAAUGAAAGUCUGGAAAAUUAUGCAGAUGCUAUGUUCGAUCUAUCGGUCUUAUCCCUGAAUGGUGAUUUCAAUGGUGCUUCUAUUGAGCCAAUGCUAGAAAGGAAUUUGAAUAAACAAGCCAUGGUCGUCCUAAAAGAAAAGCUUGGUAAAAAUGAAGUACAACAAUUACCAUCCGACACAUCUUUGGCUUCUUUCUUCAGCAUUUUCCCAAGUGAAACGAGUUUAGAAAAUUUCGAUGAAAACAGUGAAGCUGAUAAGUUGUUAUUAAACGGCUUGGAAAAUAUAUACAGGAGAAGCUCAGAAGGUUAUAAAGUUGCUGAUGAAUCAUUUGAAAAAGCAGCCUCACUGUAUAAAGCUAAAUUGAAUGAUAGUUCCAAAUCUGCUGAUGAAGCUCUCAAACAAAAUGCUGCCACUGCAUUUGAAUAUAAUGGUAUUUUCAAAUUUUUGAAGAACGAUCCAUUAGGCGCUCAUGCAGAAAUUGAAAAGGCAAUUGAAUUACAUCCAAGAGUCAAUUCUUAUAUUUAUAUGGCAUUGAUAAUGGCUGAUAAGGGCCAGGCUGAUGAAUACUAUCAAUUUUUUGAUAAAGCGAUUGAAUUAGAUCCAAAAUAUGCUCCAAUUUACUAUCACAAGGGUCAGUUAUAUUUCAUCACCGCUCAAUAUGAAAAAUCUGGUAAGGAUUUCGACAAGGCUAAAGAGUGCGAUGAGAAUAAUAUUUUCCCAUAUAUUCAAUUGGCUUGCUUAGCAUACCGUGAAAACAAAUUUGAAGAUUGUGAGACAUUAUUUAGCGAAGCAAGAAGAAAAUUCCCAACAGCUCCGGAGGUUCCGAACUUUUAUGCUGAAAUCUUAUCAGACAAAGGUGAUUUGGAAGCUGCUACAAAACAAUUUGAAAUUGCCAAGAGACUAGAAGAAGCCCUAGAGGGAAUUCAUGUCGGUGUCUCUCCUUUGGUGGGUAAGGCAACUUUACUAGCAAGACAACCUACUGUAGAGAAUUUCAUUGAGGCUACCAAAUUGCUAGAAGAAGCUUGUGAAAAAGAUCCAAGAUCCGAGCAAGCUAAGGUUGGUUUGGCCCAAUUGAAAUUGCAACAAGAAGAAAUGGACGAAGCUAUAGAGCUAUUCGAACAAGCAGCGCAAUUAGCUAGAACAGUAGAUGAGAAAUUACAAGCAAUUACUUUCGCUGAAGCAGCCAAAGUUCAGAAAAGGGUAAGAGCUGAUCCAGUCGCCUGCGCAAAGAUUGAAGAAACUUUAGCUGCCUACCGUGCUCAAGGGUUGAUUUAA
Messenger RNA from Zygotorulaspora mrakii, 1794 nucleotides. RefSeq names its product protein channel TOM70 (gene TOM70). Gene Ontology annotation, molecular function: protein binding. The transcript has a single exon. Gene Ontology annotation, cellular component: mitochondrial outer membrane. NCBI's taxonomy places the organism in Eukaryota, Fungi, Ascomycota, Saccharomycetes, Saccharomycetales, Saccharomycetaceae. The record is from RefSeq and is a predicted model, not a curated record. The coding region runs from base 1 to 1794 and encodes 597 amino acids.